This is a messenger RNA of Lodderomyces oxycetoniae, 2142 nucleotides long. RefSeq lists its product as uncharacterized. The coding region runs from base 1 to 2142 and encodes 713 amino acids. The record is from RefSeq and is a predicted model, not a curated record. The transcript has a single exon. Lineage: Eukaryota; Fungi; Ascomycota; Pichiomycetes; Serinales; Debaryomycetaceae.
AUGGUGGUUAGGUCAUUGCUUUACGGUGUACUUAAUAGGAUCCCCAUAGUAAAUAAGCUCAGCAAUAAUAGUACACAUACAGAAAACUCUCCAAAUCGGUCUCCACAAUCAAGAAGAAAAAGUCGUCGUGCUGGUAGAAAAGGCAAGCAAGGCUAUUCCACUCCUCGACAACAAGCUUCUAAUAACAGCUGUAGCAGCUGUAGCAACUGUAGUAGCAGUAGCAAUAGCAUCACUAGCAGCUGUAGCAGCUGUUGUAGCAGUUCCGAAUUUGAGGACAACGGGGAGAUUAGGCCCAUCCAAAUAACGGAACAAUAUCAAAGUCCAAGGGAUAAGUUACAUUCAAGAAUUAUAGAUAAUAGAGCUAGAUCUGCAAGUUUGUCACCAAUACCCACAUUAAAUCCAUCGGAAAUGUCCUCAACUACAAGUUUCACUGCAUCUCCUAGAAAGAAGACUGCCGAAGAAUUGGAUUCUGAAAUUGUGCUUGGUACACCUCAUAGGAGGAAUUUGAGUGCAAGGAAUUUGAGUGUUGUUGAUAAAAGCAAUAUCAGGCCAGUAUCGCUAAGACUAAGCAAAAAGAAUAAUAAUAAUAACAACAACAACAACAACAACAAUAAGCUCAACCAUAAAUGUUCAUUUUCUUCCAUUGCUGAAUCAAAAGAGGAAGAAAUUGCAAACACCAGAGUUGACCAAUACCUCAAUGAACAAAACGAUAAAUUUAACCAACUAAUUUCCAAAAAUAUAGAUGUUGUAUUGAACCCUGAACAAAUUCAAGCACAGCAGACCCAAGAGUCGUUAGCUGAACUAGCAAAUAGUACAAAACCAAACCGAGUACUACUCAAAAUGGCAUAUGAUAAUAAAGGGGCAAUUGCUUCAAGUUUAUUUCGAUUUGGAAAACAGACUUUGAGUUCAAAGCUACCUCAUAUACCUUAUUUCAAUGAUAAAACAAAACAAGAGGAUCAACCUCCAUCCCCGUCUUCUUCUCCUUCUUUUCCAUUUCCAUUUCCAUCCCAAUCUCAGUCCCAAUCCCAAUCCCAAUCCCAAUCUCAAUCUCCGUCGAGGUCUCAGCUUCAGUCUCAAUCCAGAUCUCAAUUCCAACAGACUGCUGCCAAAGAUGUAGAAAUAGAAGCUGAUACCGACGUUGAAAGCGAUUACACUUUAUCCACAACGAAACAAAGUGGUUUGGGAAGCCCCAUGAAUUUAUUUAAACAGAAUAAUCAAGUAAUUGAGUAUGAUCCAUUGGCAAUCACCAUGACGAGCGAGCAAAACAAAAUAGAUCAACGAGAUUUUGAUCAGUUAAUGACAAAUCUAGAUGAUGAAGUCAAGAUCGAUAUUUUCUUAGAUUCCUUGGAUACAGAGACUAAACUCAAUUUGUACCAUCUGUUGCGUAAAGAUUUACAAGUUUUUGAGUAUGAGAAUGCUUCCACGCUGAGUGUGAAGAACAUUUAUUACAAUAAAGAUAUAUCGACCAUGGACAAGAUUCAAAUAUUCAUAAUAAUAUCUGUUAAAUUGUUGAUAACUGGUAUCAAGCUAUUCAUACCAAUCACCAAGUAUCUUGUUCAUAAAUUUCUGAAGAAUGAGCUAUUCAUAUUUAAUGCCAAAAAUACUAAUAAGUUUAUUGAUUUCAUACUUCGGUUUAUGAACUAUUUGGACACUAAGCUCAAUUCAAAUGAAGAAUUUAUAGAUCGAGUAGCACAACAUGAUUAUGUUAAAGCAGAAGAGAAUUUUGAAGAUUUGUAUCAAGAUCUCACAAAUAAAACAAAAGAUUACUUUAGACCUAGUGCCAUAAAGGAUAGGUUUUUAGCCAAGGAUGAUUAUGUUAAAAGAGGAAUGUACGACUAUUUAGUUGGAAAUUUUGCAAGUGGUUCCUCAAAGGAAAGGAAUUACCAUGAGAAUCCACAAUAUGCCAUGUACUAUAAUGCUGGUAAGUUGGAUAAUAACAGUAGAAGGAAUGAUAACGUGAGAAGAUCAAAUUUCGGUGGUGUUUCAGCGGGUAGUAGCAGAGGUGGCAUAAAAAGAAGCUCUACAGCCACCUCAUUUUCAUCGAUGAAUGGAGGAGUUGAUGGUAAUAGUAAUGAUGAAAAUAUUUCAUUCAUGGAAGUUGCCGAUCGAUUCAUCGAGGAGUUGGAAAAUGGUGUGUGUUAG